Nicotiana tabacum (common tobacco) is the source of this 1006-nucleotide messenger RNA. RefSeq names its product cold-regulated 413 plasma membrane protein 2-like. Gene Ontology annotation, cellular component: membrane. NCBI's taxonomy places the organism in Eukaryota, Viridiplantae, Streptophyta, Magnoliopsida, Solanales, Solanaceae. The record is from RefSeq and is a predicted model, not a curated record.
UCAAAGCAGUCGAAGUAGCGGAUUAGAAGUGCACUUGUAAGGCCACACUGAAUUACGUGUCCGCAAGUAUUGUAGACACAGCUCAAAAACACGCGAGACAGACUGUACACGUUCAGUAUUCUUGUUUAAAAUCAGAGAUCAAUAAUACUUCAAACUUUUCAGAUCUAGUACGAUCGAGGUGAAGAGAAGGAAAAAUGGGGAGAAUGGAUUAUUUGGCAAUGAAAACUGAUGAAGACACUAACAAAUUGAUUAAUGAAGAUAUCAAUGAGCUCAAAUUAGCUGCUAAGAAGCUAUUUGAUCAUGCCACUAAACUUGGUGGUCUUGGAUUUGGCACUUCUUUCCUCAAAUGGGUCUCCUCCUUUGCUGCCAUUUAUUUGCUGAUACUGGACCGGACAAACUGGAGAACAAAUAUGCUGACUGGACUUCUAAUCCCCUAUAUUUUCUUCAGUUUCCCUUCAGUGUUAUUCCACUUAUUCAGAGGAGAGGUUGGGAAAUGGAUUGCUUUCGUUGCAGUAGUACUCAGGCUUUUCUUUCCACGACAUUUUCCAGAUUGGUUGGAGAUGCCUGGUUCAUUAAUCCUACUUCUAGUGGUUGCACCAAACCUCUUUGCCGAAACUUUCAGAGACAAUUGGGUUGGCACUGUGGUGUGUCUUUUGAUUGGUUGCUAUCUCCUCCAAGAGCACAUCAGAGCAUCUGGUGGAUUCAGAAAUUCCUUCACCCAAAGCAAUGGUAUAUCUAACACAGUUGGUAUUGUCCUUCUGUUGGUUUAUCCAAUCUGGUCUCUGGUACUCCACGUCGUUUGAUAAACUAUCGUUGCAAAGUUGAACUGUGUUUUGGUUGACGAAUUUCAAUGUUCAAUUCUCUGAGCAGACCUCUUCCUUUAGACGAUGAAUAAGAAUUUUUAUGUGGAUUUGGUUUUGUUGUGUACGUGGUUUGAACAUUUCUGGUUAAGUAAUUGUAAUUUGACAUUUCAAGUAAUUAUGAUUGGAUUUUGUGAAGUCCUUCA